Molecule: messenger RNA, 306 nt
Organism: Gongylonema pulchrum
Lineage: Eukaryota; Metazoa; Nematoda; Chromadorea; Rhabditida; Gongylonematidae
Source: the annotation of a GenBank genome assembly
AUGUUCCUGUUCAGUUUAGCCGAUUAUCUGCAGUCUGUGAAAUAUCGUUUUCUGUAUCAGAGAGCAUUGGCGGAUCCGGGAGAUUACAUCAACGCCGGCUUCGGAAUUCCGAUUGGUGUUCGCACGGAGCUGUCGACGAAGGACGCUGCGUUCGCUCGAUCAGUUACGGCCGACAGUUCUGCAGCGCAUGUCACUCAGCAAAGCGAGGAGCAGCGAGCAGGCAAAACGGAGAAUGAGCAUGAAGAACUGGUAUUGAAAAUUUUGAAGCGAUUUUUUUGUUUUGAACAUUUUUGUUUUAAAACUUGA